AUGGCGAGAGCUGCGUUGGUCCUCCCUGCUGCUCUACUGCUGUGCCUUGCAUUGGCCGACCGUGCCGAUGCUGCGAGGAAGAUGGUUGGGGUCUACGAGCUCAAGAACAAGAAGGGGGAUUUCUCCAUCAAGGUCACCAACUGGGGAGCCACCCUCAUGUCUGUCAUCGUUCCUGACUCCAAAGGGAACUUGGCUGAUGUCGUCCUUGGGUAUGACACUAUUGCUGAGUAUGUGAACGGUUCUUCUUACUUCGGGGCGCUGGUCGGCCGCGUGGCCAACAGAGUCGCCAAGGGCCGCUUCGUGCUCGACGGCAAAGCCUACCGCCUGUACAUCAACGACGGCAAGAACGCACUCCACGGUGGCCACAGGGGUUUCAGCAAGGUCAUCUGGACGGUGAAGGAGUACGUGCCUGACUGCGACUCCCCUUACAUCACCUUCUACUACCACAGCUUCGACGGAGAGCAAGUUAGUGCCGAUGAUGAUGAGCUGACUUUGCACUUGUUCGAAUCGCAUCGCAUCGUGCUGCACAUGCUGACGCUCAAAUCAAGUGCAGGAUUCCCGGGCGACCUGGACGUGUACGUAACGUACCAGCUGUACAGCCCCUACGACCUGAGCCUGCACAUGAACGCGACGGCGCUCAACAAGGCGACGCCGGUGAACCUGGUGAACCACGCGUACUGGAACCUGGGCGGCCACGGCAGCGGCGACGUCCUGGGCCACCUGAUCCAGGUGUUGGCGUCGCAGUACACGCCCGUGGACCAGUCGAUGAUCCCGACGGGGAAGGUCGCGGGCGUCGCCGGCACGCCCUACGACCUGCGCCGGCUCACCCCCGUCGGCGCCCGCAUCAACCUCGCCUCCGGCGGCGGCGCGGUGGGUUACGACCUCAACUACGCGGUGGCGGUGCACGGGCAGGGGGAGUUCACGCAGGUGGCGUUCGUCCGGGACCCGGCGUCCGGGCGGGCGUUCGAGCUGUGGGCGAACCAGCCCGGGGUGCAGCUCUACACCAGCAACUGGCUCAAGGACGAGAAGGGCAAGGGCGGCAAGGUGUACCAGAAGUACGGCGCGCUGUGCCUGGAGACGCAGGCGUUCCCCGACGCAGUCAACCACCCCAACUUCCCGUCGGAGAUCGUCAGGCCCGGCGGGGUGUACAGGCACGACAUGCUCUUCAAGUUCUCCUCCUAA
Messenger RNA from Miscanthus lutarioriparius, 1182 nucleotides. Lineage: Eukaryota; Viridiplantae; Streptophyta; Magnoliopsida; Poales; Poaceae. The record is from the annotation of a GenBank genome assembly.